AUGGCAAAUGAUCCUCUCACCAACCACGGAGGUCUUCUAGACCAAGCUGAAACGAACGGCAUUACCACCACACCUGCUGUAACGGCUGUCACCGCUGUAACAAGUAACGGAACUAGCUCCACUCCAUCCACAGCCAUUACAGCCGUCGCUCCUACAACAAAUACAAAUUCGCUUUUUGAAAAGCCUUUCAUUCCACUCAAUGAUCAAGCGGGUUCACCAGAGAAUAAAAGCACUGAAGGUGAAACUAAAGAAGAAACUGGUGAAGAAGAGACUGAAGAUAUUUCUAACUCUCAACUUACCAUCAGGGCUCUUGUUUCUACAAAAGAAGCUGGUGUUAUCAUUGGAAAAGCUGGUAAAAAUGUUGCCGAGCUUAGAGAAACAACCGGUGUCAAGGCUGGUGUGUCUAAAGUUGUACAAGGUGUUCAUGAUAGGGUAUUAUCUGUAGCAGGUACUUUGGAUGGAGUCGCAAAGGCAUACUCUCUAAUCGCCCAAACUCUCCUUGAAAACCCCGUGAAUGCUAGUCCAACUUCUACUCCAAUCACUCCUCCUCCAAAUGCUUUUACCUCAGUCCGCCUGCUCAUCUCUCAUAAUCUCAUGGGUACAAUAAUUGGUCGUCAAGGAUUAAAGAUCAAACAUAUCCAGGACGUUUCUGGCGCUAGAAUGGUUGCCUCAAAGGAAAUGCUUCCCCAGAGUACUGAGAGAGUGGUUGAAGUUCAAGGGACCGUUGACGCUAUUCGUGUCGCGGUUUGGGAAAUUGGUAAAUGUCUAAUUGAGGAUAAUGAACGAGGUAUCGGAACUGUACUUUAUAAUCCGGCUAUUAGGGUCACUUCAAGCUAUUUGUCUUCUCGUCGCGAAUAUACUGUUCGAACUGGAAGUGGAACUGAUUUUACUCGUCCAUCUCGCAACGGUAACAACAACGAAUAUCAUAAUCGUCGUCCACCCCAUAAUAAUAAUUAUGAUAGUUCCAGCAUUCGAACCCAAAAUAUCUCUAUCCCUGCUGAUAUGGUUGGCUGUAUUAUUGGUAAAGGAGGUUCAAAGAUUUCGGAAAUUCGUAGACUCUCUGGUUCCCGUAUCAGUAUUGCCAAGACACCUCAUGAUGAAACUGGCGAACGGAUGUUCACUAUCCAAGGUACUCCCGAAGCAAACGAGAAAGCUCUUUACUUAUUGUACAACCAACUAGAAAGCGAAAAGGAACGUCGUUUGAAUGUUACUGCGAAUGGUGAUUCCGAUUCUUAG
Racocetra fulgida is the source of this 1236-nucleotide messenger RNA. The record is from the annotation of a GenBank genome assembly. Lineage: Eukaryota; Fungi; Glomeromycota; Glomeromycetes; Diversisporales; Gigasporaceae.